CUUAGUUGUCUACCCUCGGAGCCUCAUGUUCAUCACAAGGGAGUCGGGGCCUCAGCAAUGUCCGUCGGAGGCAAGUUCGGAGGGCAAUCCGUUACGAGAUGUUGCACCUGAAAGUCUUAUGGUCGAGGUCGGGGUCUUCGCUAGGGAGAGGGGAUUGAUGCACAUACUUGGGGACCUAAAAAAGGGGGCUCUAUUAGCACAAGAUGCGCUUGCCUACAAACGGCACAGCAUCUAUACACGCGCAGACAUAGACUGUCUAAAGGUCGAACUCAACCACAAAUGGAGACAAACCUGGCCCCUCUACUACGUGGUCGUCGUGUCCUCCCUGGCUGCUGUCGCGCAAGGCAUGGAUCAGGCUGUGAUUAAUGGCGCCCAACUUUUUUAUCCGAAACAAUUUGGAAUAGAUGCCUCAACUUUGCGUGGCAGCUGGUUGCUCGGCGUCGUUAACUCUGCGCCGUAUCUUUGCUGUGCAACCUUGUCAUGUUGGCUAACCCAUCCCCUGAACCAAUGGUUUGGGCCGAGAAAAACGAUUUGCGUUGCUUGCUGGCUCUCUUUUGUCACUUGUAUAUGGUCGGCAUUGACAAAUAGUUGGUGGGGUCUUUUCAUCGCAAGGUUCUUCCUCGGUUUCGGCAUUGGUCCUAAUUCUGCAACCGUGCCCGUCUACGUCGCUGAAUGCGCCCCAGCUGGAAUCCGCGGUGCACUUGUGACAAUGUGGCACGUGUGGACGGCAUUUGGCAUCGGACUUGGCAACUUAAUCGAUGUAGCAUUCUACUUCAUUCCCGAUUCAGGAGGCAUCAAGGGCCUCAACUGGCGUCUGAUGCUUGCCUCUGCGGGUGUCCCGGGUUUGAUCGCUUGCUUGCAAGUUUUCUUUGCACCCGAAUCUCCUCGUUGGUUAAUUGGCAAGGGCCGGUACGAGGACGCCUUCAAUGAGCUGUGUCGCUUGCGUUCCUCGCGUCUUCAAGCUGCCCGGGACCUAUACUAUAUCCACGUCCUGAUCGAAGCGGAGAAUGAGAUAAAGAAGGGUAGAAACUACAUCGUGAAGAUGUUUGCUAUUCCCCGUAACAGGAACGCAGCGAUCGCAAGUUGGAUUGUCAUGUUCGGUCAACAGUUCUGUGGCAUAAACGUGAUCACAUAUUACUCGUCAAAUAUCUUCUCCCAGUCUGGUUUCUCGGAUGCUUCCGCUCUCGUGGCGACGGCUGGUUUUGGAGCUUUGAACUGGAUAUUCGCACUCUCAGCGGUCUUUACCAUCGACAGGUUCGGACGUCGUAAUUUGCUCUUGUUCACCAUUCCAUGUAUGGCUGCGUGCCUCCUGAUGACCGGCUUCUCUUUCUGGGAUACCUUGAGGGAAGGACGAAUUGGUGGGGUAGUGACUGGCAUCUAUCUUUUCACCAUCUGCUACUCGCUCGGCGCAGGGUCUGUGCCGCUCACCUACUCCGCUGAAGUGUUCCCCCUCUACAUCCGUAACAUCGGCAUGUCCUUUGCAACCGCAGUGAAAUGGUUCUGGAACUUUGUCUUAUCCGUCACGUGGCCAUCUCUGUUCCUUGAGUUUAAGCCGCAAGGUGCAUUCGGAUGGUACGCAGCGUGGUGUGUGGUCCUCUGGUUCCUCGUCCUCUUCUUCGUGCGCGAAACGAAAAGUAUGACGCUCGAAGAACUGGAUCAGGUGUUCUCGGUACCUAACCGUGUCCAUGCUGUGUAUGGGCUUAGACAGAUCUUGUAUGGCAUCAAGAAGUUCAUACUGUUCCAACAACCGACGCCAGAGGUGCUCUACCAGCGGGAGACAGGGAUAUAGGGUACCAGUCCGACGUUCGCCGGUAUACCGGUGUGGAAUCCUAGAAACCUCCUUUGAUGUUCCAUUCGUCAUGAUUCUGCUCUGCACAAUUUUGAACUUACUUAUUGCCCCGCCCCGUCGUUGUUUGUAUAAUUGUAGGCAGACUUUUUUUUUAAAAAAAAAGUC
Pisolithus orientalis is the source of this 1954-nucleotide messenger RNA. RefSeq lists its product as uncharacterized. The record is from RefSeq and is a predicted model, not a curated record. Gene Ontology annotation, biological process: transmembrane transport. Bases 26 to 1789 code for a protein of 587 amino acids. NCBI's taxonomy places the organism in Eukaryota, Fungi, Basidiomycota, Agaricomycetes, Boletales, Pisolithaceae. The transcript is spliced from 8 exons. Gene Ontology annotation, cellular component: membrane. Gene Ontology annotation, molecular function: myo-inositol:proton symporter activity.